This is a messenger RNA of Lucilia sericata (common green bottle fly), 1028 nucleotides long. Its product is annotated as protein ABHD11. Gene Ontology annotation, cellular component: mitochondrion. The transcript is spliced from 5 exons. The record is from RefSeq and is a predicted model, not a curated record. Lineage: Eukaryota; Metazoa; Arthropoda; Insecta; Diptera; Calliphoridae. The coding region runs from base 84 to 968 and encodes 294 amino acids.
UGUCAGUCGCCGCCGCCGUUAAUAUUUGUCGGCGCAGGGCUCAGAUCUGUGUGUAAUACGGAUUGGUGUAAAAAUAUCGAAAGAUGUUUUUAAAUAUAGCUAAAAUCGCCCAUGGUUAUAAAUUUAUUCGUUCAUAUUCGCAUAAUGCAAUUCCAGUUAAAAUAUCAUGUAAUAUAUUUGAAAGCGAACAUACAGAUAAUUCAAAACCGCCCUUAAUGAUAAUGCAUGGACUUUUUGGAUCAAAACAAAACUGGAGAGCAGUUAGCCGUUCUUUAGAAUCAAAGACGAAUAGAAAGAUAAUAUCUUUAGAUGCAAGAAAUCAUGGAGAAUCGCCCCACACAAAUGAACACAGUUCUAUGCAUAUGGCUAUUGAUAUUAUUGAACUUAUGAAACAAAUGGGCAUACCCAAAUCCUCUGUAAUGGGACACAGUAUGGGAGGAAGGACAAUGAUGUUUUUAGCUUUAAGAUACCCAGAAUAUGUAAAAGAUGGAAUAAUAGUUGAUAUUUCUCCAAUUUCUGUGCCUCGUGACUUUUUUGAAAUGGAACAGAUAUUUCAUGCAAUGAAAAACCUUAAGAUUCCAACGGACCUAACAGUGGGAGAUGGUAGAAAGUUUGCUGAAUUGGAGUUAAAAAAGGUUGUAUCUCAAAAAGAAACUGUGGACUUUAUUCUUCUGAAUUUGCGUAAAAAAGACGGAUCAUUCUCUUGGGCAGUUAAUGUCGAUGCUCUACAUAAAAAUUUAAUGCAAUUUACUAACUUCAUGGAUGAAAUAGCUGGACUAGAUCCUUACAUGGGAAGAAUGAUGUUUGUAUGUGGAAAAAAGUCAAACUUUGUUGAUCCCAAAAGCUGGCCGCAAAUACAAGAAUUAUUUCCUAACUCCGAGAUCCAUUGGCUUGAUGCUGGACAUUUAGUACAUUUUGAUCAACCAUCGAAAUUUGUCGAAUUAUUGGUUAAGUUCCUUAAUAAAUAAAAAGUAUAAAUUUUUACCGAACUAUGUACAAAUAUAAAGCUUCACGCGAUAUUUUUGUAA